Penicillium canescens is the source of this 651-nucleotide messenger RNA. RefSeq names its product ribonuclease P subunit p20 family protein. The record is from RefSeq and is a predicted model, not a curated record. Bases 1 to 651 code for a protein of 216 amino acids. Lineage: Eukaryota; Fungi; Ascomycota; Eurotiomycetes; Eurotiales; Aspergillaceae. The transcript has 2 exons. Gene Ontology annotation, cellular component: ribonuclease MRP complex; nucleolar ribonuclease P complex. Gene Ontology annotation, molecular function: RNA binding. Gene Ontology annotation, biological process: nuclear-transcribed mRNA catabolic process, RNase MRP-dependent; tRNA 5'-leader removal; rRNA processing.
AUGGGAAAAGGACCAUUGGAGCAGAAGCUCCAGUUCGAAAAGAAGAACCAAGACCUCGUCAAGCUUCCCAAAUAUGCAAAAGUCGAAAAGCGCCCAAUACCCCAUGCACCAGUUGCCUCUCCCUACGCCGGUGCCUCUGUUCCCAAGAUCGUCUACGUCUCGAGUAGCACACCAUUCAUGAGCGCAGUUAAGCGCAUCCAGAAACUACUCCUCCAAGCCGAGAAGCGCGCCACGGCAAACAUCAACCUAGAAGACACGCGCAAAAACGAGAAACAAAAGCUCGCAGAGCUAGCCAAUAUCUCCUCGAAGCGGGAGGAGGUCUUCGUCAAGGCGACGGGACGGGCCAUUGAGAAAGCGCUCAAUGUCGGCAAAUGGUUUGAGGAGAAAGAGACUGAGUACUCGGUCCGUGUGAAGACUGGCAGUGUCAUUGUUGUUGAUGAUGUUAUUGAGGAUGAAGAGAAGAAGGAACAAGAGGAGCAAAAGCGUCAACGGCAGGAGGGGCAACAGACUAACCCUCCUUCGUCGGAGUCUAAGUCGGCUGCGAAGAAGAGGAAGCGUCAGGCUGCUGCCGCUGUGAACCCUGAUGCUGAGCUUCCUGAGAGCCGUACGCGGUGGGUCAAAAUGGUUGAGGUUGCUGUUAGCCUUAAGUGA